This is a messenger RNA of Rotaria sp. Silwood2, 2369 nucleotides long. NCBI's taxonomy places the organism in Eukaryota, Metazoa, Rotifera, Eurotatoria, Philodinida, Philodinidae. The record is from the annotation of a GenBank genome assembly.
AUGAUAUCUCCGAUUCGAGAUCAUACUUAUUUUAAUCCACCGGAAUCACAUCGAUUUCAUGAUGAAGACAUUAAUGAUUUUGUUAAUUGUCUUAAAGAAUGUGCAUUCAGAUCUAUAUUCAACAAAAAUCAUCUUGAUUUAGCCACCGAAAUUGAAGAAAAAGCGUGUUUAUCGAUAGGUGCAUUUGAAGAUUUUAUGAGUGCAUGUCUUAAUCGAAUAUUUCAAAUGAUCGAUACAUUAUCAACUGAUAUUUCCGAUACAUUAGCAAUAACAAUCGAUUCAAAAGUGGAAGAUAUUCAAAUCGAACUAGAAUUAACAUUAAUCAUUUCAUGUAUUGUUCAACAAUGUAGUAGACGAAUUUUUCACAUAGGUUUUUAAGUAAUUACUAAGCAUUAGAAUUUAGUUUCUUUGUUCAAUGGAAUAAAAUUCAUUUUAGAUGGUUCGAAGAAAAAUAACAAAUAUUCUCGCUACCCACUCUUAUUCAUCGAAAAGAAAUAAACUUCGGAUGAAUCUGAUUCAAGUAAUAUUUAACAAUAAUCCAAUUGAGACAUGAAAAUCUCUUUUACCACAAACAGAUGAACGUAUUGAUAAAAUUCUUCAUCAAUCAGAUAUGAUGAUAAAGGUAAUACCUGAAUUAACAUGAUGGUUGACACUUCCUUCGGAGCUCGUUUGUGCUCGUAGCGACACUUUAAUUAUGUAUAUAUAAAUAAAAUGUUGAAUAUGAUAAAACGAAUGCCCAAUUUCAUAUUCCUAAUGAGGAUGAAGUUGAUUCUGCUUGUGAGUUUGUUGAUAAAUUUAUGUAUCUCGAAUGAAAUAUGUCCAACGAUGAACUAUCACUGAGACUUAUUCAUCCUAUAGCUUUUGGUUGUUUACGUAUGGCUUCAAGGAUUGAAUGUGAAGAAGUUCAAAAUCUGUGAGUGAAAAUCGAAUGGUAUUCAAAUGAAGUAUAGAUAAUUGAUUGAUUUCUUAGUGUUUUAUCUAUCGUUCAAUAAUGUUUAUAUGCUAAACAACCAAGUAAUGAAAAUAAGAAUAUAUGAAGAUUCAGUAUUCCGAAAAUAUUUUGAGUACAUCUAAUUCAUGAAAACAGAACGACAGCUUAAGCGCUGGUCGUACAAAAAGACUGCAUACGAUAAAACUUCUCCCAACUGUCGAUCUUUUACAAGCAACAAACGAGAAUUAAAAUCAGUUGAUAAGAUUCAAUCUUUUAAGCAGUUUCCGAGAAUGAACUCAGAACUGGUAUGUCUAUUGUCGUUUUAGAGUGAGUGAAUUUUUUCAGCCAAUAUACCGGCAACAGUUCCAUCUUUCAGAUUUCGAUUCAAACAUUGGACAUGUACGAAAAAUUUUCUUCAUAAAUUCAUUUUUCAGUUCUUUCAAACAUUUCUACAUCUCUCUCGAACAAGAAUACACAUACGAUUUGUGAGGCUGAAUUCAUGAGCAUCUUAAAAUUCCGACUCCGACCCACUGUUUUCAAAAGAUCGAGAAUUCAAAGAUUAUUUUGUACGAAGAUUUUAUACACAAGGGUUACGUUAGUUCCUUUUUAUGUCGAAAGAUAAAAGGUAAUUUUUUUCAGAAUAGAAUGAGUCAUACACAAGAUUCUAAAAACAUAAUUGUAAACCCAUAGAGAAAGUCUUUAGUAUGAUGAUUGAUAACUGAUUCGCUAUUGAUUCGUUUCAAUGUUUUCUAUUGACAAAUGUUUGUCAUACUUUUGCUUCUCAAUUACACUUCAACUAAAGCUCAUAUAUUAGAUAACGAUGUUGCAAUAUUGAAUUCUGAUAUUUGUUUUAUAUGUUGACUAAAAAUUACGAAUAUGAACUCGUUCUAGAAUUUAAAGAGAAUCUUGAAGUGCCUCUUCUUAUUGAUAUUUAUAAGUUAAUUGGUAAGGUUUUCAUUAGUACAACAGACAACACCAUAAUGAUGUUUUUUUUUCUCUCUAGAUCAUCUUAUUGCGUAUUAUUCUGAUGAUGCAUCAUCUAACUUUUUCUUUUUUGUAUGAGAAUUGCAUUGAUAUUCGGGAUGUUGUAGCUGUCCUUUUUUGUUUGAUUGUCGUAUUAGGUCGGAAUUGUUUUCUUUGAUGUGUUUUUGAUAUAUUGUAAUCGAGUAAUGUAUGUGCGGGGUAUUUAUAUAUGCGAAUUUUUUAUCUAGUAUCAUGUACACAUAUCUGUCGUUACUGAAAUGAAAUUUUCAAUUAUUUUUUAUGUUGUAAUGUUUGGUGGCGUUGGUUUAUCAGUUGGAUAUCCUCGUUCUGAUGUAACGGGUGGGCCAUAAUGAAUGACCCUCUCAGUAUUUUGCAUAUUUCUCACCUAUAAUUCAGCUAAGAAAAAAAUUUUUUUUUAUAGAAAGAUUCCUUGUCAAAUUCUCUACAAAACGUA